This is a messenger RNA of Myxocyprinus asiaticus (Chinese sucker), 4943 nucleotides long. RefSeq names its product tetratricopeptide repeat protein 9B-like. The record is from RefSeq and is a predicted model, not a curated record. The transcript has 4 exons. Lineage: Eukaryota; Metazoa; Chordata; Actinopteri; Cypriniformes; Catostomidae. Gene Ontology annotation, molecular function: protein binding. The coding region runs from base 424 to 1167 and encodes 247 amino acids.
GUUAAGCGUGUCUCUUUGUCCUGUGGCCUGUUAUUCCACCUAAUGUUGCGGCAAUGGCCUCCUAGCGUGUGCUCUGUUAAUAAUAAUGAGGUUGUGAACAUGGGGAGCCUUUGCAUUUUUUAGUCACAUAUCUUUUGGAGAUUUACUACUCUUCUUUAAUAUAAUCGUGAUCCACCAGCAGUAGUAGCAGCAGCGUCACACGAUUAUUUUCUUCCCAUAAUGCCUCGCUCGUUGACGCUGUCUGUGGUGCUGAGGCUGCUCUCGCCGACGGCAAGAGACACAGCACAGGAAAUCUGAGUUCAGUCCUCCCUGCUCCACAUCACCCCCAUGCAAAGGCGUUACGCUCUACUCGAUGGCAUAACUCGUAAACCCGGUGCAUCAUUUGAAACUGUCUAAAAGGCUCCCGUUUGGCUCGCAUCCUUUAUGCACAGCACGCUGCUCCAGCCUUUAAAGAGAACACAGGCAUCCGUGUCGGAAAAGCAUGGCUUCCUGCAAUCUAGGAUACUGAGCGAGAUGGAAGCCAAGCAGCAUUCGAUCAAGAGCCUGAAGAGCUAUCCGGAGGCUGGGGGCCGGAGUCUAGCGGCGGCAGCGGACGGGGACGUCGGAGGUGGAGGGUAUCGCGUCGGCGGCGCGGAGAUGGAGAUGGAGGCGAAAAUACAAAAGGCGAUCGACUUCAAGCUGGAGGGUCACCGCUGCUACAAGGAGAAGAAAUUUCGGGAGGCUAUUGGGAAGUAUCACAGGGCGCUGCUGCAGUUAAAAGGGACCCAUGUCGUCGAUGGGACCACGGGAUCUGAGGUGAACCUGCUGAACCAAGCCGCGGCCAAGCUGACAGAAGAGCAGCGGCGAGCCGUGGAGAGCACCGAGAUCGAAUGCUACGACAGCCUGACAGCAUGCUUGCUGCAGUCGGAACUGGUGAAUUAUGAGCGAGUUAAGGAAUACUGUUUGAAGGUACUGGGACACCAGCAGGAUCACUUUAAGGCCAUGUAUCGUGCUGGAAUCGCCUUCUACCACCUUGGAGACUACGAGUGUGCCCUGCGUUACCUACGCGAUGCCAAGUGCCGUGAACCCACAGACACAAACGUGCUUCGAUACAUCCAGCUGACGGAGAUGAAGAUAAGUAAGAGCAGUCAGCAGGUGCGUGAGAUUGGGAAAGAGUCAUUGGGUUAACUCCCCCACCACCCCCACUUCACCUCCUGAAGCCAGGCCCUCCCAAUAGAAAGCCUCUCUUUCCGAGUCUCUCCCCUUUUCCACAACGCAGUUCAUCCUAUGGACAACCAGGAUACACAUGCUGUGCCACCCUAUGAAAAGGACUCGAAACAGGCACAACUACAGCACAAAACCUUGCGACUGUCUUUUCUUUCUUUGAGGUAUCUCUGUCCCUUUAAAUCCAAUGUCCCCGGUGCUUUUCAUUUCCCAGGUAUAGAGAAUCAGACUGAUGAACAAACAAACAAGGAAACGCUGUAUAAUAAUUAUAUAAACACAGGGGUUCUGACAUACCAAUUUAAAAUUACAUUAUCAAGUAAGGAUAUCAAAAUGUGCAUAAUGUCUUUUAUAGAAUCAUAAUCUAAUGUAAUGUAGGCUGGUUGAAUUGAGAUAGGGCUCCUGUGUGUCUUGAGUCUAUAGGCAGAAAAAAGAGUGAAAGCACAAGAAUCAAAGCCACACUGCUACUGAAGUGCAGAUGUUAUAGGUCAAUGAUUAGACUAGUGACCAUUGAACUCAAAGUGAGAGCCACUUGUUUCCCAUCCACUCUGCUCAAUAAUGAGAAGGAAGGUCAACGUUUUAGAGCACCAUCUCAAUCUUGCUGGAUGUUGAUCUCAAUUCACACUCGCCUGCAAUGCCUGUUAUUUUCUGAUACCUUUCUCUCUCUCUUGAAUUUGGGCAUAUCUCAACUCAAUUUCUGAAUUGUUUCAAUUCAAGGGCUAAUUCAAGUGUAUGUAAUCUGUCCUUUUAAUAUCGAUUUUGUUUUUGUCCCAGUUCGUUAUACGGUACUAUAGUGGUUUAAACAAGUUGAAAUCUUUCCAUUUGUCAAAGAUACAAAAUCCUCCGUACUGAUGUUAGCAGAUGUUUUGUGAAACUUGUUGUCCAUUUCCCACUGACAAAUGUUGAAACAUUGGUCUGUCUAAUAACCCCUUUUCCCAUAUUCAACCUGAUUAUGUUAUAAUGGUUAUGGAGACUUUUGGGAUAUUAUUAACUAAUGGAGCCAUACUGAAAAUGCUAUGAUGUGGCAAUUGGUAGGGCUGCUAAACCAAAAAGUAUAGUUCAACUCAAAAUGAUAAUUCUGUCAUCAUUUGCUCACCCUCAUGUCAUCAAAAACACAAAUGUCCAAGCUGAAAGUGAUUGGUGACCAUGGCUGUCCUUGACAUCCCAUCCCAGAUGUUUAUGACUUACUUUCUUCUGCUUAACACAAAUGGAGAUAGUUAGGAGAAUAUCUCAGUUCUGUAGGUCCAUACAAUGCAGGUGAAUGGUGUCCAGAACUCCAAAAGCUCCAAAAAAAGAGAAAGUCAGCAUAAACAUAAUCCAUCAGACUCCAUUGUUUUAAUUAAUGUCUUCUAAAGCGAUCCAGUUGGUUUUGGUUGAGAACAGACCAAAAUGUAACUCCUUUUUCACUGUACAUCUUGACAGCAGUCUCUCUUGGUGAGCGCCAUCUAGCGCUCUGCACAUGCAUCAAGCACUAGGACGUGUGAUUGUGUUUGAAAUCAUGAUCGUGCCUAGAGACUGCAAUGACAAGAUGUACAGUGAAAAAGGAGUUGCAUUUUGGUCUGUUCUCAACCAAAACCAACUGGAUCACUUCAGAAAACAUUUAUUAAACCACUGGAGUCAUGUGGUUUACUUUUAUGCUGCCUUUAUGUGCUUUUUGGAGCUUUUGUAAUUCUGGUCACCAUUCUCUUGCAUUGUAUGGAGCUUAAAUAUUAUUCUAAAAGUCUUUGUUUGUGUUCAGCAGAAGAAAGAAGUCAUACAAAUCUGGGAUAGCAGGAGGGUGAGUAAAUUAUAAGAGAAUUUAAAUUUUGAGGUGCAAUUUCUCUUAAUCUUAUGGUUUUUUGAACCUCAAAGUCCAUAUUCCUAGCCUUUUGAUGGAUACAACCUUACUCAACCACAAAAAUCUGUUUAUGUUUUGUCCGUCAAAGGAGUAUCUCCAGUGGAUUCAUUAGAAUGUGCAGAUGCCUUUGACAGCACAUGUCAUUCUGAGUCUAGUUUGGAUUAAUGGCUUUGAGGAGAUGGGGACAGACCGAUGAUAUUAUCCAUCUGAACUAAUAUAAGGCAUAGAUUUAAUUGUGUCAGUGGGACUCUGGGGAUUUUGUGCCAUAGAUUCGCAUAAGAAGACAUCCUGAUGAGAUUCAGAAAGCAGAGUAGUAAGCCAAUGGCAGUUGCCAUACUAUAGCUUUGAAACUGGAGGUUGUGUUGAUAAAAUGCUGUCUUAAAGGUGCACUCAGUAAUUUCUUCACUUUAGUUCCACAUAAUUAAAUAGCAAUUUUGACAGCUGUAAUUAAAAUGAUACUCCCAUGAUAUUAAGACCCCUAUCAUGUCAGUGGCUGACCCCAAAAUCCAACCUCAGAAUCACACUCAUCAUUGUUUAUAAGAACGCAGUUACUUCCUGGUUUUCAUGUCUGGGAGGUUGAUGGAAAAGUGAUGUUAGACGAAAAGGUGAUCGUGUUUAUAUUGAUGCAAAAAUGUCUGAUGGGGGAUGGCGCUUGUAAUAUGGCAGAAUGGGGUCUAUUUCUGGGUACAUGAACAUUUGGAUCCAACAUAUCAGUUUCCUGUGUGAUCAUGUUGUCCAAGCAGAAUGAAUAAUAAAAAAAGCAGCAGUGUGAAGUGGCAGCAGUUAACAAAACCUAAUGCAUCCAUGCCUGUAGGUGUUGGUAUAUAGUCCGAGUACACUUGGGCAAAGAAGAGCCAGUGAAACUUAAAAAAAAAAAAAAACUUACUGAGUGCCCCAUUAAGUGAUCAAAGCAAUUAUUGAUAAUGCAGCACAGAUUGACGAGAAAUCAAGUGCUUUUUUCUGUGCUGUUCUGUCGCUUUCUACCUUUUAGCUCUGUCUCUUGUCUCUUCUGUUUUGUGGCUGCUCUCUCUACACAUUACCUUUGAUAUGUUCUUUUAAUUUCUGUAUAUGGUAAAGGUCAUUUUGUCCAUAACAAAGCAAUGCUGAUAAUGCGGAUAUCCUGUAUGGAAUUUCAGUCAUCACCUUUGCUUCUUUCAGCUGUGGUUCAUAUACUAUCCCGACGUGCUGAAUCGCUUUCUGCACAGAUGGAGAAACAUCAGACGUGACUGUUGUCAGUAAACAACAACAAAAACACAUACUGGUUAUGGACAAGCAAAUAAACUAUAUGUACUUUACUUUUUUUGGAUGUCACUUGAGGUAUGUAUUUGUUGAAUGUCAAAGUAGACUUGUGCGGUUUAAAAAUGGUUGUCAAAAGCUUUACUUGAUUCAGUUGUUUUUAUCAAUAUGUGAGAGAGCAAACGACAAGGAUAAAUAAAAGAGAUUUAUGAAAAAUAUAUUUAACAUUGUAAGGGGCAACUUUGUACCUGUGUAAAUGUUCAGUUUCCCUCUUGUAUCUUGGCUUAUUUGUGAUGUCUUAGGCUUGUUUUUUGUUGGAAUUGCCAGUCCAAGGAUUCAGGGUAUGCCUUUUGACCUCUAGAGAGAAAGGUCAUCUGGUGUGGGUUAUAAAAUGACAGUAGGGGAUUCCCAGAAGAGAGAGUAAAAAAUCCACUGCUUUCUUUUUCCUAUUCCCUUGCCUGUUCUGGAGAGAGAGACAUGGACCCUCUGGUUGCUCCAGUUACUAUAAUGGUAAUGCAUUAAUGCAAUCAUUCAUUGCCUUCUUGGGAAGUGCAUACUUCCACUGAACAUCAGAAGACCUGCGAAAUGGUUACAUUUACCUGCAAGUCCAGGAAUGCACUAUUGAUUGGUAUUUCAAGUCUACAAAUAAAGUUUAAAAAGAGAAACUCAA